UAGAAAUCUAUAAAUAUAUUAAGCAUCUUACGGUCAAAACUUAUUUACUAAACAAGUAGUACAAAAUUAAUUUCAAUAAAUAUCAAAAAACUAAUAUAUGCAUAAUUGAGAAACUAAAUACGCAGGGAAAGAUGUUUAAUAAUUUAUGGUCAGAUUUCUAUCGAAGAUGACCAUUCGUCCAGCAUAUCGACCGAAAAUUAUAAAGAAGCGCACUAAGCAUUUUAUACGGCAUCAGUCGGAUCGUUAUGCAAAGUUAUCGCAUAAAUGGCGCAAACCUAAAGGUAUUGAUAACCGAGUGCGUCGCCGCUUUAAGGGUCAAUAUCUAAUGCCAAACAUUGGUUAUGGAUCGAAUAAGCGAACACGCCAUAUGUUACCAACAGGCUUUAAAAAGUUCCUGGUACACAACGUCAGAGAAUUGGAAGUUUUAUUAAUGCAAAAUCGUGUUUACUGCGCCGAAAUUGCGCACGCCGUUUCAUCAAAAAAGCGAAAAGAUAUCGUUGAACGAGCUAAGCAAUUGGCCAUUCGUCUAACCAAUCCCAAUGGACGCUUACGUUCACAGGAAAACGAAUAAACUAUUAUUUGAUUUUGCAAUUUAAA
This is a messenger RNA of Glossina fuscipes, 597 nucleotides long. RefSeq names its product 60S ribosomal protein L32 (gene RpL32). NCBI's taxonomy places the organism in Eukaryota, Metazoa, Arthropoda, Insecta, Diptera, Glossinidae. Bases 146 to 571 code for a protein of 141 amino acids. Gene Ontology annotation, biological process: translation. Gene Ontology annotation, molecular function: structural constituent of ribosome. The record is from RefSeq and is a predicted model, not a curated record. The transcript has 3 exons. Gene Ontology annotation, cellular component: cytosolic large ribosomal subunit; ribosome.